AUGGAAGAACUCAAAAUUUACUUUUUCUGUGCAUUUUUCGUAUAUACGUAUUCAUCGAAAGCAAGUGCUGAAAAUAUUCCUUCUGAUGAUAUUAAAACUGAACAGGCAUCAACAAAAGAUUCGGAGCACGUGUCAGUGCCACCACCACCAUUUCUCACGCCUCCAUCAAAACCACGAGCGCCAUUACCAGGAUUUCCAUUGGAUUGCGGUUCUUUCAGUAUAUGUAAAGGUCCACAAAGCAUGAUUAACCGGGGACGAUGUUGCCAAUGGACCAGAAAGGAAUGGCAGCAAUGUAUGGAACCAUGCAACCCUUAUGGGAAUGGACCGUAUUUUGAAUGUUAUAUUGAUGCCAUAAAAAACUUAUGCGAAUGUCACAAGAGAUUUCCAUGUCCACCCGCAAUUCUCCGAAAAAUUAUAACAAUUUGUUAAUUACUUAAACUAGUCAUAAGGAAUGAAUUCUUUUAAUGAGAUUUUUUGUUAUAAUGCUUUAAAGGACAAAGUAAAUGUGUAAAUGUGUGUGUAAUGUGUGUGUGUACAAGGGUGUGACUAAUGUCUUAGCUAAUAUGUCAAGAGUGUAAACUUUUGCUUCGAAUUUCAGCUUUAUAGCAUUAUGUAUUGUCCAGUUACGAACAAAUAAAACUUGUUAUUGUUUAUGAAUGUGAGGUAGGUAAAAAUCCCUACACCUGUAUCAGUGUAAUGUGUAACUGUAUACAAUGCAAUGCAGUGUAUACCUACAUACAAUGCAACCUUAAUAAGUCAUAAAAAAUUGAACUGUUUUCAAAAGCUUUUACUGAUUUUGUUCGCACUGGAAAAUUUCUGUUGAUAUCUAUAUAGGAAUAGAAUUUUUAGCAAAAUUUCUCUCCUCCUUCUUUCCUGUUGCCACGAGCCUUUACUAUUUUUAAAAUUAUGUUCAACUAUUUUAUUUUAUAAAAUUUGCAUUUUAACGGUAAUUCUCUUUUAAAUAGAAUCUCGUAAAGUUUCAAAGGGAUAUAGGAUAGCAACUUGAUAGACAAGAUGUUUAAAUUUGUUAUGAGCACUUGCAGGGCAAGA
This is a messenger RNA of Hydractinia symbiolongicarpus, 1050 nucleotides long. RefSeq lists its product as uncharacterized. The record is from RefSeq and is a predicted model, not a curated record. The transcript has 2 exons. Bases 1 to 429 code for a protein of 142 amino acids. NCBI's taxonomy places the organism in Eukaryota, Metazoa, Cnidaria, Hydrozoa, Anthoathecata, Hydractiniidae.